Molecule: messenger RNA, 1503 nt
Organism: Mesoplodon densirostris (Blainville's beaked whale)
Lineage: Eukaryota; Metazoa; Chordata; Mammalia; Artiodactyla; Ziphiidae
Gene: FAM227B
Product: family with sequence similarity 227 member B
Exons: 13
Coding region: 182-1270 (362 amino acids)
Source: RefSeq, a predicted model, not a curated record
AGGUAACGGGCUGGGAGGACCGCGGUACGGGGUUAGACGGAAAGUCCCGCCUCAGCGUCUCCAGUGGUCGGUGGUGUCGCCCUUUUCCGGAGAGACGGGAUGGAAGACCAGGACCCCGCUCCGUGAGACUGACCCGGACCACUAAAGUGGGACGCGGUUCUCGAAACAAACUGUCAAGAAAAUGCAAGAACCUCCAAAGAACAUUGAAGAAUUCUUAAAGCUUCAAAACUUGGAUCACUGGCCAAAGGAAAUCCAUUUUGGGGAUAAUGAUAAAUUGUUAUGUACUCUGAAGAAAAUAAAAGAAGAUAGUUCAUUUACUUCAAUUUAUACACAUCUAUGGGGAAAUGUCCCGCGAGUAUAUGAUGCGGCCAUAGCCAUGGAGUCAAGAUUAGCAGAGUGUUCAAUUCUUCUGAAAAACCAUGUCUCUGAAAUAUUUGAGUGGAACAGAAUAACUUCCAGGACAAGUUCUCAUGGAAAAUUGGAACAAUAUAAGGCAUUUCUAAGGAAUUACUGUAAGGAAAAGAAGCUUUCAGAUGACAUGGAGACAAAGAAGGAUAUAGAGGGUUGCAACUUCCCAGGAUUCAGAACAAAUGAGCUUACUCAACUACCCAGACAUUUGAAUGCUGAACGAAUUUAUCUUUUUAUUUUAAAAUCCCAUAACUUUGACAGAAAAAGUUUUAAAAUCUGGAAGACUCAUUUCCUCUCAGAAGCCUCUGUUGCUCUUUUGCAUGAUUCUUUUUGGUGGUGGUUUCUCCAUAAAUUUAAGCCUGACAGAGAAAGUCAAGAUUCCUUGUUUGAUAGAAUUUCAGAAAGUUAUGCAUCACUUUUCAUGAGCAUACCUCUAAGUCAAAAGGAUGCAUUCUUUCAGGUGUAUCCUGAUUGUUUGGCACAAGCUAUCUAUGCAACAUUCCAGGAAGCAUUUCCAGAAUCCAGUGACUUCUUUAAUGAUGAAUUUAAAGAAGAUCUAGGGAAUAACAUUUUUCUCUGGUUGUCAGGUUUAAAACCUAAAAAAGACUUUUGGACCCACUGGAAGCUGAAUGAACUCUCCACAACAACCAUUCAUGGUAGCAAGAAAACACCUUCAGAAUCUAUAAAGGACAGGAUUGCAAGAAGUCAAGAACGCAUAUCAACUUAUAUAGACUUCAAUAUGACAAAAAUUUUAAAGAACCCAGAAGGAUAUACAAUGCCCGCAUCCAAGGAAGAAUCAAGAUUAUCAGGACUACCAACAAAGGCUCCAAGCAAAGGCUACCAAGAAACCUUACGAAGUUAAGAAUGAUUUUGAGAAUUUCCUACAAAAACUGCGUUCUGAAGCCCGAACUGAGAGAAAACUUCUGGCAUCACUAUCAUCAUCAUCAUCAACAACAGAAGACUUCAACCUUGAGGAAGAAGAAUGCCAAGAGAAACCAGAAAUAAACUGUAUUUAAGAAUGUAUGUUUAAUUCAAGUACGGUCUUUUACCAUUUGUUUUUAAAAAUCUUGAAAUCAAUACAUCCAGUAAAUUAUC